AUGGAAAUGAAGGUCAAUACUUUGCAAAGGAAAUACGACAAGCUUAAGGACAGAAUUGCAUACAUGUAUUAUGAAAUCCUAAAAACUCAGGAUAAAAAGGAACUUUAUAGGAAGGAUAUUCUCAGACUUAAGGCAAUGAUUGAAUCCCAUCUGAAGCAUUCCAAGAAUAAAGAUGCAAUCAAGUUAUCCAGUGAUGAUUUAUGGGCUUGCAAGUCUGAUAGCCUUUCAGAUAUUUGUGAUGAUGACUCUUCAUCCAUUGAUUCAGAUAUAUUGGAUCAUCCCAUCCAGGUUAUUGGCACUAGACCUCCAACUCUAGGGCUAUCCCUUAGUAGAGGAUUGACUAAAUCCUAUUCCGAAGAGCCUAAAAAGAGAAAACGUAAGGAAGCCAGUAAGAACAUGGAAUAAGUGCUA
Molecule: messenger RNA, 411 nt
Organism: Moneuplotes crassus
Lineage: Eukaryota; Ciliophora; Spirotrichea; Euplotida; Euplotidae
Source: the annotation of a GenBank genome assembly